AUGUCUACACCAAGGGAUAAUGCUAUUGAACCAGAUCAUGAAGACUCUGGAAUAAGAGACCUGGAGAAGAAGUUGCAAGAAGUGGGCCUGGAUCCCCAGUACUGGCUAUCUAAGCUGCAGGAAUGCUUGGAUGUGACCUCUGUCCAAGCCUUACAGCACCUAGAACAGAAGGAAGUUCUGACACUGAAAUCAGAGGCCAAACAUCAAUGGGAGAAACGGGCAUUAGAAAAACUUCUUCAGCUGUCCAGCACUCAGGGAUCAGAGGAGAUGCAAGAGAAGCACUGGGUGACAGUGAAGAAGAGACAAGAGAGAGCACAGUCAGUCUUGAUAGAACUGAAGGAGUUGCAGGUGGCAGGUAAAAGUCGCCAAGAGGAGAUUGUGAGGAGGAAAGAAGAAGAGCUGAGGCAGGCCAUGGAGAUCCCACCAGAGUACUGGCCAAUCACUAAGAAACCCCUAACAGAGGUCAUAGAAAAUAUGGAGAGAAACCUCAGUCUCAUGGAAGGCACUCUCUCCAAGAGGGAGAAUUUUCCUGACCAGGAGCUCCUGAAACGAGUGUCAGGUGGCCUAGCCCUGCAGGGGAUUUACCAAACUGGCCAGCCUGAGGAUCUUUUGGAGAGGAGAGAAGAACUGCUCAGUCUCCCAGAGAACAUCUUUCUGCUCAGCCCAGAACAGGGGACACGGAUGGAAACCAAGGAAUUUUCAUCUUCUCGUGAAGAGUCACUGUUUACCCAAAGCAUGGAGAAAUUGGGUUUUACUGUUAGCUUUUUGGCCAAGGGUGGAGGCUGGGGAUGGAACCUGGAAUCCAGCACUAAUUAUACCAGAUCUUCUGACUCCAGAGAGGUCCACAGGAGACACUCUGAGAACACUUAUAGCUGCCUCACCAGGUUCUGUUACAUCCCACUGGCUUGCUGCCACUUUGCACAAGAUCAGCUCUAUCUUAGCAGGUCAGCUCUGCAAGAGUUGAAACAGUUAGAGAAACUUCUGAUCUACUCCAAUGGUUCAGAAACUCAAGUACUGAAGCGUAGAUGUGAGGCAUUUUUCCAAAGGUUUGGCUCUCAUGUGAACCAGGGUCCAUUGCAUUUGGGAGGAAUAUUCUGGUGGAAAGCUGUAACAGAAGGCUUCAGGUCAGAGGAGCUGCAUGAUGUGAAGAAACAAGCCUCAGAGGCACUUGAUGUAUAUAUUGGAGGCAGCUACUCUGGUUUUGGGGUGAGGGUUGCAGCCGGAACGAAUAUAUCAAACUCUCAAUCUCAAAUGUCUUCUCACAAUACAAAUUCCAUUAAUUUGCAAGGAAGAUUCCAAUUGUCUGUGUUCCAAACAGGAGGCCCCCCAGAGGUAGAUUCUCUUCCACAAUGGAAAGCUGGUCUUGUGGCUAGCAACUGCACCUGGUGUGUCAUUGACAGAGGUUAUCAGUUAGUGCCUGUCUGGGAUAUAAUUCUGUCUAACCAUAGACAAGAUUUUCAGGAUCCCCUUCAAUUGACUCACUGCCUCACAGACACUUAUACAGCCUUGACUGGCCUACAUGCAAGGACCCAGGAUGGAGAGGAAUUACUGAGUGCAAUCGAUGAUGCAAAGUCUUUUUUAGAAGAAGUAGAAUCCUGGGAAAUCUCUGAACUUCAGGAGAAGUUGAAGAAAAUAAUGAAUUUCAUGCAAAAGCUGAGUGAGAAGACCAGGAACUAUGACCCUUGGAUUAAUAUCUGUCUCAAAAACCCAUCUCUGCAACAGUUCUUGGUGGACAUUGUCAACUUUUACAAGGAUUCCAAAAUUCAGGAAGUCAAAUUCAUUAAAUCUCAGUUGCGUAGCCUUCUGUAUCCUCAUGUCUAUCAAGUGAAAGACUUCCCACAGAGUCACACAAUCAUGCAGUGGAUUUUCCACCCAGCAAAGCAACAACAACAUAUACAUGUUACAGAAUUUGAUGAUUUCAUUGAACUCUUAGAAAGGGAAAAGAAUGGCCUUCUUGAAAUAAAUCCUAACUUAGAGUUCUUGGGAAAGAUGGAAGAAGCUCGAAGAAAGGCCACGUAUAAGAUCAGUUCAUUUCUCAGCUCCUUUCUCAAGGCCUUGAAACAGUCAGGAGAGUCAGGCACAUACCUACUGUUACUUUCCAUUGCAGUUGGUGCAGGGUACAAGGAGAAAAACGAAACCUUUCAUUGUCUCCUAGGAUGUGAAGACUUAAAUUUCCUGUUAUGUGAAAUGAAAGAAGCCCAUGAAAAAUACCAGAACCUUAAUAGGAAAUAUGCCUAUAUGGCUCAGGCAUUCCUUCUGUUCACAGGACUCACAGUUACCACUCGUCCUAUUUCUGUGUCUUCAGAAGAAAAGAAGCAACGUUUGGAGCUCAUGCAAUCUCACAUGGGACAGUCAUGGUCCAAAGAAGUCCUUCAUAUACUCUCAAAACCCAGGGCAGGUCAUGAUUGGGAAACUCUGGAGAAAGACUUGAAUUUCCUCAUCCGUGGAGAAUAUGAAGCUACAUUGAACUGUUUACAGAUGGACCAGGUGAAAAAAGAACUGGAAAGUAUCUCUCAGAGAAAGACGAAGUUAUGUGAACCAGAACCAAGUACCAUCAAACAGCAUGAAGUGAUAAAUUCCAGCUUUUUAGACUUAGCCAAGAGGCUUGAUCUGGAGCCUUACUAUCCAAGGAAGAUGGGUCAGGCAGAUUUCCAUCUGAUUUCCAAGACUUCUGUUCAUGACACUGAGCCAGACAAAGAGAAUCAGUUGCCAUUUUAUUUCCUACAGAAGCUAUUGAUGCUGGAUUGCAGACUUAGAUACUUGGUCUGCAAGAUAGAGGGAGACACAACUGGUCAGACCAGGACUCUCAGAAACUUUGAGGAUGACACUUCAGAUCCUUAUGAUGAUUUGUUUAAUGAUAGUGACACACCCUCUGCCCUCUUGACCACAGGCCAGCCCCACAUUCACCCAAUGGACAUCCAGAUGAUGAUUUUUCAUUGUGCAGAUGACUUCAUGAGACAAUACAUUUCUAACAAAUUUUCCAUCUGCCAAUUUGCUCUCCCUCUUGUGGUGCCCAAUCCCUCUACUUCUGUAAUAGAAUUCCCACUUUGGUCUUUCAGCCAAAUCAAGAGAAACUGGAGACAGAGAGAGAAAUCAGAGGGAGAAGACAAAUUCAUUAAUUUUAAUAACCAACUCAUCUUCCAAGUACCCAUCCCCAUUGUGUCUUUUAUAAGAGUUGUGAAUUCUGCUACUUCUUCCAAAUCUCAGAUCUUGAACUCUCUGUUGAGUAAGCACAAACAUGAUACUUUUUUCCACCGUCACUGCCGAGGAAGCAACAAAUCCUGCCUCUUGAUGGGAGGUGUGGUAGAAAUCUCCUGGUUCUUCCCAGGGGGAAGACCUGAGGACAGA
Molecule: messenger RNA, 3348 nt
Organism: Gracilinanus agilis (Agile Gracile Mouse Opossum)
Lineage: Eukaryota; Metazoa; Chordata; Mammalia; Didelphimorphia; Didelphidae
Product: interferon-induced very large GTPase 1-like
Exons: 1
Source: RefSeq, a predicted model, not a curated record